UACACAGACUCUGGAUGUAGAAUUUAGAUGUUAGUAAUGGAGCGGAACAUGACCGGCCGGGAGGAGGAAGGGUGCAGGCCGAAGAAGCGCGUGCGGUUUCGGGUGGCAUCAGCACGCAGUGGCCGCGUGCUCAGAGAGGUGUACAGGGAAGAGGAGGAGGAAGAGAUUGAGGAUUCUACUGAUUCGGAUACAGCCGCCGGUUCAGAGACCGAGCCGAGCCGAGCCGUCUCUCCCUCCGUCAGCGAGGCUAACAGCCAUCUGAACCGCCUGGCGUGUGAGUUACAUAAGGACAAUGACAGUGACCCGGAUGACCUGCUGGUGUACGCGAGCACCGCGCAUGAACAGCUCUUUAGUCGUAAACGCAUCAACAUCUUCAGCAAGAACGGUACAGUGCGCGGAGUCCGGGACAAAGUGAGUGCAGGACAGGUCCUCUUCAACAACCUGGCUAAAGUGUACGGGGGAUCUUUGCAUGGAAACAGGCAAAAGAGAUCAUGAGUCUGGACAGAAGACCACACAAGUUUACAGAGAACAGAGUACAGGGUCACAUCUUCACCAGUGAGUCCAUAAAGGACCUUAAAGACGUAUAACUGUUUGUGUCACUUAACAUGAACAGUUUUUUGAAACUCUA
Trichomycterus rosablanca is the source of this 628-nucleotide messenger RNA. RefSeq names its product glutaredoxin and cysteine rich domain containing 1 b (gene grxcr1b). NCBI's taxonomy places the organism in Eukaryota, Metazoa, Chordata, Actinopteri, Siluriformes, Trichomycteridae. The coding region runs from base 28 to 495 and encodes 155 amino acids. The transcript has 2 exons. The record is from RefSeq and is a predicted model, not a curated record. Gene Ontology annotation, biological process: sensory perception of sound.